Molecule: messenger RNA, 1850 nt
Organism: Xyrauchen texanus (razorback sucker)
Lineage: Eukaryota; Metazoa; Chordata; Actinopteri; Cypriniformes; Catostomidae
Exons: 8
Coding region: 114-728 (204 amino acids)
Cellular component (GO): membrane
Source: RefSeq, a predicted model, not a curated record
CCUCCCAUCAUCAUGACAUCAACACUGCGGAGCGGAGAGACCCGCCGCACAGUCUCUGCAGAACGCCAGUGCGCAAAGAGGAUUGUGUGGUAGCCUAUUGGUGAACUGACGGGAUGUCGCUGUACGCGUCUCAGAUUAAAGCGUUUAAGAGGGCAGAGCCCAAGACGCUUGGUGCUGUUGAGAUCGUAAUUGGAGUGUUGACUGUCAUUUUGACCACAAUUGUGUAUAAGCUGCACUAUCAUAUCCAGCGUGAAAUUAUUAUACUCCUCAUCAACGGUGCUCAGCUUGUCAUAACCGGUAUUGUCCUGGUGCACACUGGGAGGAAGCCUUCUAAAUGUCUGGUGCUGACAACCAUUGUUCUGCAAUUACUAACAGCAGCAUUUGAUAUUGUUGGAUUUGGGCUCAUGGCCAGACACAUCCCAUUCAGGGGCGAGUCGUACUACUACAGAGACACGGAGUGGUGUUGUGACCCACUUCACUCUGUUUGGGCUUGCUGUGGAGAAGGAGAGAGAGGGGGACAGAAAGAGUUCUUAGUGAAUGGAAUCUUGGGGACACUUAUCGGUUUCCUGGUGCUAGCAUGUAUCAUUGGUUUGGUUGUGUCUCUCUUUGGAGUUUACUCCCUUUCUGUUAGUGCCAUUAAGGAGAUGACACCUAUCCCUCACUCUACAGCAAACCAACAUUAUGGUGUUGCCAUUCAGAACCAGAAUACAAUCCAUGCUGGAAACUGACAGAAUAAGAGAUUAUAAAAGCAGAAGGGCACAGUUUUAGCACAGUUUUUCACCAAAUGCAAAAGAAGACUUUUUCACCUACAAACACCCACUCACAGGUAAACAACAACAACCACACACAUGCACGCACGCACACAGACACACACAAAAAAAUGACUUUUGUGAAAUUGUAAAUAUUUUUGGAAUUAAAAUGGAAAUGUCGUUUUUGCUUGGCUGUUGCUCUCGCAGGCUUUAGGACUGCUGUACUUUUGAAUGCUCAACAUAGUAGUUGUUUGAACCUCAAUCGUUUUCCUCUAAUAACCUUAAGCUUCUUGGCAUGAAAUGCUAAUCAAAUGUCUACGCAGAAAUAUUGUCCAGAAUCUAUGUAUGUUAGAGGACGAAAUGUGUGUCUUCCUGAGAAUAUGUAUAAUUCUGCAUUAGGUACAUUAGGUACUGACCAGAAGGAAAAAAUAUAUUAACAUGAAUAUGAACGGUAAGAAGGAUAUGUAAUUCCCUCUUGUUUUUUUGUACCUUGCAUUUGGUGCCAUCUUUUGCAUGAAUAUCUAUAUCGGUAUGUUUGUUUCAGCCACAUGAGGACAAGCAGGGUGGCAUUUAUCAAGUUUCUAUUUCUUCAUGUGAAUCUGACAUCAUAAUCUAAAAAUGAAAGCUAUAUUUGCUUAUAUAAAGUAAAUAAUAAAAGAUUUAAACAAAAAUAAAUGGCUUGAUAAAUGUGGCCCAUGUUCAGUGAAACCCUCUAGAGCAGAGUAGUCUGAAUUUCAACACAACAUUGCUAGAAUUUUUUGUCAUCUCGUUUUAUCCAUACUGAUUCUUCAGGAAAGCUAUGAUGACUGCCAACUUUGUAAGUGCCACCACUUGUGACCAAAAUCAUGGACACCAUAAUGACUAAAAGGUCAGAGGUUGAACCCUCAGCCAAGGGCUCGACAAUGAUGAUGUAAAAUCCUUUUGUGGAAGCAUGUGUUGUUCGUUCUGUGCCAGCAGAUCUCUGUCUUUCGACAGCAUGUGAGAUUUACUUUGUGUCUGUUGUCAGUGACCUGUAGUAACAUGAAAACGUAGUAGGUAGCAAUAUGGCUGUGUUUGUGUUUGUAUUUGACUCAACAAUAUUUCAAAUAAACUUGAUUUAAU